AUGACGUGCGAAAAAGUCGGUCAGCGAAUCGAAAACAGACACAGACGUAUAAAACCACAGACGGUAGCUAUUUGGAAAGAAAUGCGAUUAUUCCACAUUCUCCUCGCUUCCGGUAUUUUUCUACUUGCCAUGGGUUCUCCACGGAUAAAACGGCAAUGGUACGACUAUUCUAAUUAUUACGGAUAUCAAUACAGUCAACCGUAUACUUAUCAGUACCGUCAGCCAUAUACCUACCAAUAUCGUCAACCGUUCACCUUAUCGUAUUUUCGUGGUCAACCAGUUUAUCCAUCGAAUUACGGGAUCCAUACACAACCUAAUAAUUACGCCUAUAACUAUAACUACUAUCAACGUCAGCCCGUAUACUACAGUAAUAACGAUUAUGCUGUGUACCAAAGAGGAGAUGUGAACGAGGGACUCACCGUUGAAGACGUUGAGGUUAUGGUUCCAGGAGUUUCAGUUGAUGUGGUUGUCGUGGUCGUUUCUGGAUUCCCCGUUGAGAUGAUCGUUGUGGUUGUUCCUGGAUUCCCCGUUGAGAUGCUCGUCGUGGUCGUUACAGGGGUCUCAGUUGAUGUGGCCGUGGUGGUUGUUCCUGGAUUCCCCCUUGAGAUGCUCGUCGUCGUCGUUCCAGGACUCCCCGUUGAAGUCGUUGAGGUUAUGGUUCCAGGAGAUUCCGUUGAGAUGCUCGUCGUGGUUGUUCCUGGAUUCCCCGUCGAGAUGCUCGUCGUCGUCGUUCCAGGGGUUUCAGUUGAUGUGGUCGUGGUGGUCGUUCCUGGAUUCCCCGUUGAGAUGCUCGUCGUGGUCGUUCCUGGAUUCCCCGUUGAGAUGCUCGUCGUGGUCGUUCCAGGACUCCCCGUUGAAGUCGUUGAGGUUAUGGUUCCAGGAGUUUCCGUUGAUAUGCUCGUCGUGGUCGUUCCUGGAUUCCCCGUUGAUGUGGUCGUCGUGGUCGUUCCUGGAUUCCCCGUUGAGGUGCUCGUCGAGGUCGUUACAGGGGUCUCAGUUGAUGUGGUCGUCGUGGUUGUUCCUGGAUUCCCCGUUGAGAUGCUCGUCGUGGUCGUUCCUGGAUUCCCCGUUGAGAUGCUCGUCGUGGUCGUUCCAGGACUCCCCGUUGAAGUCGUUGAGGUUAUGGUUCCAGGAGUUUCCGUUGAUAUGCUCGUCGUGGUCGUUCCUGGAUUCCCCGUUGAUGUGGUCGUCGUGGUCGUUCCUGGAUUCCCCGUUGAGGUGCUCGUCGAGGUCGUUACAGGGGUCUCAGUUGAUGUGGUCGUCGUGGUCGUUCCUGGAUUCCUCGUUGAGAUGCUCGUCGUCGUCGUUCCAGGGGUUUCAGUUGAUGUGGUCGUGGUGGUCGUUCCUGGAUUCCCCGUUGAGAUGCUCGUCGUGGUCGUUCCAGGAUUCCCCGUUGAGGUGCUCGUCGAGGUCGUUACAGGGGUCUCAGUUGAUGUGGUCGUCGUGGUUGUUCCUGGAUUCCCCGUUGAGAUGCUCGUCGUGGUCGUUACAGGGGUCUCAGUUGAUGUGGCCGUGGUGGUUGUUCCUGGAUUCCCCCUUGAGAUGCUCGUCGUCGUCGUUCCAGGACUCCCCGUUGAAGUCGUUGAAGUUAUGGUUCCAGGAGUUUCCGUUGAUAUGCUCGUCGUGGUCGUUCCUGGAUUCCCCGUUGAUAUGCUCGUCGUGGUCGUUUCUGGAUUCCCCGUUGAGAUGCUCGUCGUGGUCGCAGUUGUUCUGGAUUCGCCGUAG
Molecule: messenger RNA, 1725 nt
Organism: Necator americanus (New World hookworm)
Lineage: Eukaryota; Metazoa; Nematoda; Chromadorea; Rhabditida; Ancylostomatidae
Exons: 3
Coding region: 1-1725 (574 amino acids)
Source: RefSeq, a predicted model, not a curated record